AUGUCGAAGAUCCACGUUGUCGUUCUUGUUGCUGCAGCAUCCGUCCUGAUGGCCGGAGUGCGAGUGCUGGCCCUCCCCUCGGACUCGGCCGAUGCCCACGCCGAGAUCCGCAGCUUUGUCAACGAGCUGAAGCAGGAGGAUGGCAGCUACAACUACCAGUUCGAGACGACCAACGGCAUUGCCCAGCAGGAGCAGGGAGUGGGCGGCUACUACGCCUCGGGCUCCUCUCAGUACUACAGCCCCGAGGGCCAGCUCAUCCAGCUGACCUAUACGGCCGACGAGAAUGGCUUUCAGCCGCAGGGCGAGCACCUGCCCACGCCACCACCCAUCCCGGAGGCCAUUCUCAAGUCGCUGGAGUGGAUCCGCAACCACCCAGAGGAGAACGAGGAGUACGAGCACCACGACCAACACGACCAACACGGUCACGGCCAUGGUCAUGGCGCCGAGCAGGGCAAACAGUAUCUGCAGCAGGGACAGUCGCAACAGCUGCCAGUGGGCUCUCUGCUAGCUCCGGCCUCAGCGCCGGCAGCAGCUUCUGGUCUUCCCUACGAGAGGAAGAUUUAA
Molecule: messenger RNA, 564 nt
Organism: Drosophila persimilis
Lineage: Eukaryota; Metazoa; Arthropoda; Insecta; Diptera; Drosophilidae
Gene: Cpr65Eb
Product: pupal cuticle protein Edg-78E
Exons: 2
Coding region: 1-564 (187 amino acids)
Cellular component (GO): chitin-based extracellular matrix
Molecular function (GO): structural constituent of chitin-based larval cuticle
Source: RefSeq, a predicted model, not a curated record